UCAGUACUUCCUCCCGCAUCAAACGACAGCGGUAAACCCCGCCCAUUGGCGCCGCUUCCCAUCCCCCAGCGUUCCGAUUGGUGACUCAUUUCUCCAAACAGCCAAUGGAAAUGCUCAGAAUUCCCAUCCUCAUUAACAUACCGCUUUGGGCGCUGCCUAUUUAAUCCGCGCUCCGAACAGCUUCUGCUCAUUAUUGUGUUUGAAACCGACGAGGAAAUGCCGGAUCCAGCGAAACCCGCUCCCAAGAAGGGCGCCAAGAAAGCUUUGUCCAAACCAGCGAGCAAGACUGGCAAGAAGCGCAAGAGGUCGAGGAAGGAGACUUACGCCAUCUACAUCUACAAAGUGAUGAAGCAGGUUCACCCCGACACCGGCAUCUCCUCCAAGGCCAUGAGCAUCAUGAAUUCAUUCGUCAACGAUAUUUUCGAGCGCAUCGCGGGCGAGGCUUCCCGCCUGGCCCAUUACAACAAGCGGUCAACCAUCAGCUCCCGGGAGAUCCAGACCGCCGUGCGCCUGCUGCUGCCCGGGGAGCUGGCCAAGCACGCCGUGUCCGAAGGGACAAAGGCGGUGACCAAGUACACCAGCUCCAAGUGAAGACAAGUUUACUGACAAAACAAACCGGAAAAUCAAAGGCUCUUUUAAGAGCCACUCACGGUUUCGUUAAAAG
This is a messenger RNA of Mobula hypostoma (lesser devil ray), 664 nucleotides long. Its product is annotated as histone H2B-like. The record is from RefSeq and is a predicted model, not a curated record. The transcript has a single exon. Bases 217 to 591 code for a protein of 124 amino acids. Gene Ontology annotation, molecular function: DNA binding; protein heterodimerization activity; structural constituent of chromatin. NCBI's taxonomy places the organism in Eukaryota, Metazoa, Chordata, Chondrichthyes, Myliobatiformes, Myliobatidae. Gene Ontology annotation, cellular component: nucleosome.